This is a messenger RNA of Symphalangus syndactylus (siamang), 6402 nucleotides long. It is a transcript of the gene UBE2J1, whose product is annotated as ubiquitin conjugating enzyme E2 J1. The record is from RefSeq and is a predicted model, not a curated record. Lineage: Eukaryota; Metazoa; Chordata; Mammalia; Primates; Hylobatidae.
GGAAUCUCAUUCUGUCUCCCAGGCUCAUCUCGGCUCACUGCAACCUCCGCCUCCUGGGUUCAAGCGAUUCUCCUACCUCAGCCUCCCAAGUAGCCAGGAUUACAGGCACGCACCACCACACCCAGCUAAUUUUUGUAUUUUUAGUAGAGACAGGUUUUUGCCAUGUUUGCCAGGCUGGUCUCCAACUCCUGACCUCAGGUGACCUGCCCACCUCCGCCUCCCAAAGUGCUGGGAUUACAGGCAUGAGCCACUGUGCCUGCCGGCCACUUCUCUUUUCUCUGUAAAUGUCUCUGCUGAGAGAAGUUUUGGAAUUGGCUUUGAUCUUGGAGCAUGAUUGUAAUUAAGCUUUGAUAUGCCCCCAUAAUUAAAUUGUUAUGGGCACAUGUCCACAAUAAAUUGUUGUUAUUGUUAACCAGGGAAGGAGAGAUUGUUAUUCCUACUGAACCAGUCCUGUGGGAGAAGAGCCACAGGGAGCAGUGGAGGUGGUGGUGGCUAAAGGAGAGCCCCAGAGGACAACUGCACCCAGAGAUUGAUGGACCUUGGAGGCUGAAUAGCAAAAGGCUUCUAGUACUCAGCUAUCAAAUAGGAACGCAUUAUAUACAGCACCUGCUUUGCAGGCCUUGGCGUGGUAGGGCCUACUGCACAAAUUAGGGGCUUUUGUAGAGCUGUGGCAGGAGAGGGUGUCAAGUGUUAGUUAAUCUGAAGAUUCAACACAAUGAAUGAAUGAACCAGCACUGGAGUUUGGUUUUGUUUGCAUAUCUCAGCCAAUCAGAUUAUCAGUUAACUAUACAGAAAACAACAUCAGAGAAUGAUUUAAAAUAUACCAUCUAAUUUUAGAUAUCCUUUACUUUUUUACUCCCAAUUUCACCAAGAAACUCACAGAUUUAGAUUAACUUUAACAAUAGAAAACAAAUCAAAUUUAAGAGUUUUAUAUCUUUAUAUAACAGAAUAAAACUUGCCCAACCUGAUUAACCCUUUCUAUCCUCCCCAAUCCCUCCCUCCUUUCCUUUAGUAAGGUCCCUACUCCUUAAGUCUUUUGAACUCAGUCCUCUCUCGAUCCCACACAUUGGACAAUGAAGCAGGAAGUGUGUCCUUUGAAGUUUAACCUUUCAUAUUUGUAUGCUUUCCCUCACAUUAAAUGUAAUUCCUUUUUUUUGAUGGCUUUUACAUCUAAACAAACCAAAAAAACCAAAACUCCUGCAAUGCCUAAAACAUGUCUUGCACCUAACACACUAUCCGAGAAAAAAAUUGUUAUGAAUAUCCAACUCUGGCCAGAACCGUGGCUCACGCCUGUAACCCCAGCACUUUGGGAGGCCGAGGCAGGCGGAUCACUUGAGUCCAGGAGUUCGAGACCAGCCUGGCCAACACGGUGAACCAGUCUCUAUCAAAAAUACAAAAAAUUAACCGGGCGUGGUGGCACACACCUGUGGUCCCAGCCACGCUGGAGGCUGAGGUGGGAGGAUUGCUUGGGCCCGGGAGGUAGAGGCUGCAGUGAGCCAAGAUCGCGCCACUGCACCCCAGCCUGGGCGACAGAGCGGUGACACCGUCACACACACACACACACAAAAUCCUAUUCCAUUUCCUUGUCACUGGCUUUCCCCCUCCUCACUUAACCCCCGCCCCCAGCAACAGCGACUGGAUCUAAAAACAAAGCCUUUCCCAGACCCCGCGGGACCGCGCGCGGGCAGCCGGCUGCGGACAGCUUUGCAGCCAGAGCCCGGCGCCCCCUCCGAGCUUUCAAGGGCCCGGGGGUCCCGGACCUCGCCUACAGCGGGUAGAGCCAGGGCCACUUCCCGCCGCGCCGUUCCCCAGUGAAACCCGCCAGCGCCUGGGGACCCAGGAGGCCCCAGGGGAAGAUCGGUUUCCGGGGGCCGGGACAAGAGGACGAGGACGCCGCUCGCUCCUGCAGCUCCCAAAGCCGGCUUCGCCGGGCGGGCGGCAGCUGGGUAGUCACCGACCGCCACGAAGCUACUGCCACGUCAGGGCAACUUCACAAAUCCCGGACGAGGGCAGGUGACGCAAGCCGGGCGGCCGCGGCAGGGCUGGGCCUGCGGUUACCCGAGGAGGCUGACCUCCAGCCCGGGCGCCCGGUUCAGCAACGCCCCGGCCGGCGCCGGCGCCGGUGCCUGCCAGGCACUCAGGGAGGCGGGGGCGCAGCGGAGGAGGCGGCGCCAUCGCGAAGCGAGCGCCUCGCCCGCACUCAGCCUUGCCACCCCGCCCGCAGUCCGGGCUGGACUGGGCGGCAUUUGCCGAGGCUCCUCGGCCAGGCCCCGUCCGCCCGAGCCGCGCUGAGACCCGGGCAGCGGCCGCGUGGAGAGGAGGUGGCAGCGGCCCGGGCGGUCGGAGCCAAGCCAGCGACCCACCAUGGAGACCCGCUACAACCUGAAGAGUCCGGAGUCUUCCAGCCUGGAGUGCAGUGGUGCCAUCACAGCUCACUACAGCCUCAACCUCCUGGGCUCAAGCGAUUCUCCCACCUCUGCCUCCCGAGUAGCGGGGACCACAGCUGUUAAACGUUUAAUGAAAGAAGCGGCAGAAUUGAAAGAUCCAACAGAUCAUUACCAUGCGCAGCCUUUAGAGGAUAACCUUUUUGAAUGGCACUUCACGGUUAGAGGGCCCCCAGACUCCGAUUUUGAUGGAGGAGUUUAUCACGGGCGGAUAGUACUGCCACCAGAGUAUCCCAUGAAACCACCAAGCAUUAUUCUCCUAACGGCCAAUGGACGAUUUGAAGUGGGCAAGAAAAUCUGUUUGAGCAUCUCAGGACAUCAUCCUGAAACUUGGCAGCCUUCGUGGAGCAUAAGGACAGCAUUAUUAGCCAUCAUUGGGUUUAUGCCAACAAAAGGAGAGGGAGCCAUAGGUUCUCUAGAUUACACUCCUGAGGAAAGAAGAGCACUUGCCAAAAAAUCACAGGAUUUCUGUUGUGAAGGAUGUGGCUGUGCCAUGAAGGAUGUCCUGUUGCCUUUAAAAUCUGGAAGCGAUUCAAGCCAAGCUGACCAAGAAGCCAAAGAACUGGCUAGGCAAAUCAGCUUUAAGGCAGAAGUCAAUUCAUCUGGAAAGACUAUCUCUGAGUCAGACUUAAACCACUCUUUUUCACUAACUGAUUUACAAGAUGAUAUACCUACAACAUUCCAGGGUGCUACGGCCAGUACAUCGUUUCAAACAAAGUUUCUUAAAAUUUCCUAGUACGGAGUCCAGAAUUCCUCAGCAGCAUCCUUUCAUCAACCUACCCAACCUGUAGCUAAGAAUACCUCCAUGAGCCCUCGACAGCGCCGGGCCCAGCAGCAGAGUCAGAGAAGGUCGUCUGCUUCACCAGAUGUAAUCCAGGGCCACCAGCCAAGAGACAACCACACUGAUCAUGGUGGAUCAGCUGUACUGAUUGUCAUCCUGACUUUGGCAUUGGCAGCUCUUAUAUUCCGACGGAUAUAUCUGGCCAAUGAAUACAUAUUUGACUUUGAGUUAUAAUAUUGUUUUGUGACUUAUGAGCUGUGACUCAACUGCUUCAUUAAACAUUCUGCAUUGGGUAUAAUCUAAGAAUUGUUUACAAAAAGAUUAUUUUGUAUUUACCCUUCAUUCCUUUUUUUGAUCCUUAUAAGUUUAGUAUAAAUAUAUCUAGACAUUCAGACUAUGUCUAGCAGUUAUGUCCUGCUUAAAGGGACUGGAAGUCAAAGUUCUUUGUCUCACUAUUUGAUCUGCUUUGCAGGGAAAUAACUUGUUUUUUUCUCAUGCUUCACCUUCUUUUUAUGUAAAUUUGUAAUACUUUCCUAUAUUGCCCUUUGAAAUUUUUGGAUAAAAGAUGAUGUUUUAAGUUCCGAUGAGUAUUACUAGUUACUCAGUACCACUUAUUGAGUACUCUGUUUCUAUGUAUGUGGAAUGUAUAGGGAUAGAAGAGUUGAAAAGGGAAAGCAAAACUCCUCAAGUAGCUUCCUUAAAAUGUCAUUCAUAGGGGAUGUACUGGGGUUGCUCAUUCUGUGACUUUAUUUGUGUCCUAAACAUUCUUCAGUGAAAAUAAUUUUAUUUCAGUCAAACAUUUAUUAGGAAAUGAGAUCACAUCUUUGUCACUGGAUGCUACUUGAAGAGGGAGUACUUUGUAACCACUCUGAUAUGCAGUUAUCACCACCCCCUGCCCCCGAUGCCAUACUCACACAAAUUUAAAAAGAAAUAAAACAGUCUUCCAUAGAUUUUUGUUUUAAGGAAGAAAGGGCCCAAGCCAGGAGAUCGCUUGGUUUUCUUCCAGAAGUUAAAUGGGGGGAUCUGAAGAUUUGAAUGUUUGGUCUGCUUUGAAAUGUAUGUCUUUUUUUUUUUUUUUUUUUUUUUUGAGACAGAGUCUCGCUGUCACCCAGGCUGGAGUGCAGUGGCACGAUCUCGGCUCACUGCAGGCUCCGCCCCCCGGGGUUCACGCCAUUCUCCUGCCUCAGCCUCCCGAGUAGCUGGGGCUACAGGCGCCCGCCACCACGCCCGGCUAAUUUUUUGUAUUUUUGGUAGAGACGGGGUUUCACUGCGUUAGCCAGGAUGGUCUCGAUCUCCUGACCUUGUGAUCCACCCCCCUCGGCCUCCCAAAGUGCUGGGAUUACAGGCCUGAGCCACCACGCCCAGCCUGAAAUGUAUGUCUUUUGGGAUGUAUUAUAUGCCUAGCUUUAUAAUCAGUAUAAAUUUUAAUUAUUCCAGGAAUAUGCAUAAGAUUGAAAUAUUUCAUGUACUAUUUUAAUAGAAAACCUCAGGGCCCAAGUAACAGCGGUAGAAGUUAGAAAAACCUUUACUUAGAAUUGUCCACCUAGUCAGAGCCCAAGAAAGAAUUUUCAGUGGAAAAAUCAAUAUAUAACUUAGUGCUAGCUAGCUCCACAGACUCUAGUAGAUAAUAUUAUCAUAAUGGCUGGUGAGACCAUAUAAUCACAGAAAAACACUGCCUUCAGCAUGUUCAGUUUGCAGCACUGAGGGCACUCUUGAGGGUGUUGUUAAUGAAGAUUUAAUUUUUAAAUACAGGUGGUUCCAAGCUUUCAAAUAUGUUAUGCUCCAAAAGUGUUAUUUGUAAGUUAAUUUUUUUACAAGUCAAACAAUGUUGGAAAUGGUAUUUAGGUUCUAGAUCGGUCCACGAAAGUUAGCCCACAUGUAUAUCUUGAAUAGUAUAGGGGAGGGUAUUCAUAAAGUCCUUAUGUGGUUUUAACUAAGUGAAAUUAUGGACAAGAGAAAUAAUUGUAAAAUCAUUUUAAAGGCAAAUUUAAUUUUUACUCCUGUUUAUGGGACGUUCAUUCUAUUAACUGUCAGACACAAUUUCUGUUUUCAUCUGAGAGCCAGUUUUCCUUUAUUUCUACAUUUAAAAUAAGAACAUAUUGUACACUAUUAUAUAAUACAGAAUUGUCUUAAACUUUAAUAAAUUCGCAUUUUAAAGGUGUUUACAGAUUAUUUUUUAUAUCUGUAGCUGAAUUUGUUAAAGUCUAAAAAGCACAAGGACUUUAUGAAGAUCUCAUUAUAUGAGGAAAAUCAGGUUACCAUUUUAUAACUCUAUUGCCAUAAGAAAAUACAUUCUAAAGUCUUGAUUUGAAACAUAAUUAGAAACCUUGAUUCAGUGCUCAGUGGUCUCCUAGCAAGAAGUCACCAACAGUAGCGUCAUAUGAGAAGAAAGAAAUCCCUACCACCUCAACCUCUGCUGAGAUUGUGUGCUAGCAACAGUCUUCCCUCCAUGUCCCCUCAGUCAAACUUGAGCCAGCCUCUGGAUCGAUGUGAUCUUGUUGCACGUUUCCAUGGGGUGUACCUAUACUUUAAGCCAAUACUGCUGCAUUCACUGCUAAGUUAAAUAAAAAGCCAUGAAGAUUUUGCAUUGUGCAGGUCCUUUGCUAUCUGACUUGCAUCUCUUCCCCCACCUGUCAACUAGCCACCUGCUUGUUUGUGUUGGGAUAUUUUUUAGCACCUGAAGCACCAUCUGAAAGGGGCACCAUUUUCUUCUUCCCUUUCAUCCCACAUAUGCUCCCUAAAAAUCCUUAAGUUGUCAAUCUGAUCCCCACUGUGAGGUUAAUGAGCAAAAUUGGUCUUUGGGGCCCUUUUUGUCCAAGCCCCACUGAAAGGCCUCUUCAGAAAACUAUUAUCUUUAAAGCCCUACUUUAACUCCUUAAUUCCAGCACACAGCUAAAACCGGAUGUAUAUUCUGGUAAGUAAAGGCUGAGGACUCCUCUUUAAUCCUCAGAUCUAGAUAACUCAUGACAUUUUAUUUGACCAACAUAGCACAUGAUGAGAUAUCAAGGUAAUUAAAAUAGCAUGCUUGAAACAAUACGUAAUCUGUUUCACCUGUAACUGUUUAAGCCAAUAAACUUUUCAAAAUUUAUGUAAUGUGGGGCGUUUAUGUAGCACUUUACGUUUUCAUGCUGCUUACUGUUUUAUUCUACUGAAAUAAAUGAAUUUCAAGAUUCUCAA